This is a messenger RNA of Aureobasidium melanogenum CBS 110374, 756 nucleotides long. RefSeq lists its product as uncharacterized. Lineage: Eukaryota; Fungi; Ascomycota; Dothideomycetes; Dothideales; Saccotheciaceae. The coding region runs from base 1 to 756 and encodes 251 amino acids. The transcript has a single exon. The record is from RefSeq and is a predicted model, not a curated record.
AUGCAUCAACAAAUUGUUGCGCAACACCACGUGCUUGCAGAGCAUGGAGGGCUUGCCACGAGCCAGACACAGAACCCUCAGCACAUUCCGUCUGUCAGAACCGGACAUGCUCCCGAGACCCAGGUAUCAACUGCUCAACACCCCUUGACUGCGAAGUCCAAAACACCUGUCAGUGUCCAGCAGACUCAUCAGUACGACCCACCUGAGAAGUCUCCAGAACAUCUCGAUACUCAGGCGCAGGCUCUACAGCACACACUGCUGGAGAAGCCUACCGUGCCAGCUGAAGUUCAAACACAGAUGCCCGAGAAGGUCGAAAGACCUGUCGAGACACAACAGACUCCCCAGCACAUUCCGGCCGAAAAGUCUGAAGUAUUGCUCGUCUUGCAGCCACAGGCCCUUCAGCCCAUUCCAUCUGAGAAGCCUGAAAUACCCGCCACGAGUCAGACUCAAUCUCCACCGCCAAUCUCAUCAGAGAAGCACGAGGAACCUGCAAAGCCUCAGGCACAAGCUGACCAGCAGAGUACACCUGAAAAGUCCGAGAAACCUACAAUUUCUGCUAAGAGUCAGACUCAAACUCCGUCAAUCUCAUCCGACAAGCACGAAGAACCUGCGGGACCUCAGGCACAAGCUCUCCAACAGACCGUACCCGAGAAGUCUGAGAAGCCUGCCGAUAUCUCAGAGGCCACUCAGCACAGUGCGAUCGAAAAGCCUGUUGAGGCUCAGGCACAGCCAGAUCCUCAGCACGUCUCGACUUGA